Molecule: messenger RNA, 2097 nt
Organism: Tetrahymena thermophila SB210
Lineage: Eukaryota; Ciliophora; Oligohymenophorea; Hymenostomatida; Tetrahymenidae
Product: transporter/monovalent cation:proton antiporter-1 (CPA1) family protein
Exons: 3
Biological process (GO): sodium ion transport; regulation of pH; proton transmembrane transport
Cellular component (GO): membrane
Molecular function (GO): sodium:proton antiporter activity
Source: RefSeq, a predicted model, not a curated record
AUGAAUGACCACUUUGGAAUAGGCGCUUUCUUUAUUGUCUUGAUUAUAGUCAUACAAUCAAUCAUUGGAAGCUACUUUUCUUUCAAAAAUUUUAAAUACUUUCAUCAAACAGGAGUUGCUAUUUUACUUGGAAUCCUCGUAUCUGCUAUCACUUACUAUGGACUGGAUUAUCAAGUCAAGUUAGAAAAAAAGAUCUUUGUUUACGUAUUCUUGCCCGCUAUUGUGUUUAGCGAAGGUUAUUCACUAAAAAAGAAGAUAUUCUUUAAUAACAUGACAUAUAUUCUUAUUUAUGGAUUUUUAGGGACUAUUAUAACCUUUACAUUUUUAGCUUUUUCUAUGAAUUAUAUUCAAAAUAAUGGGUUAAUUUCAAUUGAAAGCAAUCGCAAACAUAGUAAUGAAGCAGAUUAUGUUCCAACAGAAGUAUUUCUUGGUACUAAGGAAAUUAUUCUAUUCAGUGCUGCUCUUAGUUCUAAAGAUAGUUUUUUGGGUUCCACUAUGGUAGAUCAUCAUGCUUAUCCAACUCUUUUUCACAUAGUUUUCGGAGAAGGUAUAAUGAACGAUGCAACUUCUUUGGUAGUAUUUGAAAGCUUUGAAUAACUUAUUGAACAUGAAUCUAAAAUGAGUUGGAGUACUAUUCCAUAUGUAUUUGGUUUAUUCUUUGUCAGCAUUAUCUUAAGUGUUUUAUCAGGAACUUUUUUUGGUGUUAUUUGCACGCUUAUUUUAAAGCAUAUGAAAUUUCUAAAUGAAACAGUUAUCCAUGAAAUCUUGAUUGUGUUUAUGUGCAGUUAUUCUAGCUAUUGUAUCAUUGAAUACUUUUAAUAUUCAGGAAUUAUCUCUCUCCUUGUAAGCGGAUUUAUAGUUGGUUAUUAUGGAUUCCACAAUCUUUCUGAUAAAGCUAAGAUUUGCGCAAACGUUACUUUCUAAACUAUAUCUAGCGGGGCAGAAAACUUCUUAUUUGCUUUUGUUGGUUUUACUACAUUUUCUUUCUACUAAAACGCAUGGAGCUAUUCUUUAAUUGGAUGGAUUAUACUUAUAUUGAUAAUAAGUAGGGUAUUUUAAGUCUUUGUCGUGAGUGCCAUUUUUAGAUUAUUUUACAGAAAAACACCAUUUAUUGUUAAAUUAAGGGAGCAAACUGUUUUAUGUUUUACCGGAGUAAGUAGAGGUAUAUUAGGUUAUAUUUUGAUGGACUAAGUUCAUUCAGAUGACUUUUAAGAUCUUUUAAAUAGCACUAUGAUUGGAGUGCUUAUCAUAACUACUCUUUUCUUCGGUAUUAUAAAUCCUAAAGUUAUUGAAUGUGUUUUACCUGCUCCAUAACAUCACAAUGUUGAGCAUUAAAAAGAUGCCCAUGCCCAUGAAAAAAAAACUAAAUUAGAAACAGAACUAGGCAGCUCUAAAUUACAUGACUUAAAGCAAGAUCAUGACCUAAAAAAUUAUAAAGUAGAAUAAUAAAUGGCUUGCUAAUAACUAGAAAAAGUUGAUAAUAACAUUAUUAGUUUAGAAAAUGUUGAACUUGAAAAUUAAGAUAAAAAGGACUAAAAGGGUUAAGAAAACACUAAAUCUGAAAAAUAAAAAUAAAAAAGUAAAGAUGAGAUAAAAAACAACAACAAUCCAAGCAAUAGUAAAGCAGAAAUACAAUAAGAUCCUUAAAUGACACAAAAAUUUAAUAAUCUUUUUCAUUAUGAUGAAAGUUAAUUCGACCCAGAGUACUUUUUUGUUAAAAAACAAAAAAUAUAAGCUCUUCUUAAUAACAAAUAUGACCCUGAAUUGUUUGCUUCUAAAAUCAGAUUCAAAAUUAGCAGAAUCAAUGAAAAAUAUAUCAAACCUUUUCUAAUCAGAGACUACAAAUCUAAAUUAGAUGAGUUUAUCAUCGCUAGUAGAUUCCUAAGAGAAGAUAGAAUGUAACUAAUUAGACCUCAGCACCAAAAUAGAAAUUCUGCCUUUAUUGCUGCCAGCUUAAUAAGAGUAAAAAAUGUUCUCAAAAACAUCCACCAUUAAAAGAAAUAAGAAAAAGAAUAAAAACCUUAAGUGCCUGAUGAAGAAAAUAAAAAAUUUGUAAGUUAGAAAAAUAAUAGCAUCAGUUAAAAUAAAAUUGAUUGA